ACUUCCGCACUGUUGUAAAACCUGCGGUAAGAACACAAUCGCUUCUGCCGCAAAACGCCAUGUUUGUCGCAAACUAAGGGUUCGACUGCAACUACACAAACAAACAACAGAAUCAUCUGCGCGGAUUAAAAGUCCUUAUAUGUUCACUUGGUUGUCGACGUUUUCUGAAACGAUGGCAGCGUCUUCGACGUCCUCUUCUGCGGGAGGCGUGAGUGGCAGCUCGGUGACUGGCUCUGGUUUCAGUGCUUCUGAGCUCAUCCCCCCGAGAAAGGUCCUGUACACAUAUCCCAAAGGUGCCGGUGAAAUGAUGGAAGAUGGCUCCGACAGAUUUUUAUGCGAGUCUGUAUUCAGCUACCAAGUCGCCUCAACACUGAAACAGGUUAAACACGAUCAACAAGUGUCUCGAAUGGAGAAACUCGCGAGCUUAGUCGAGGAGCUGGAAGCGGAUGAGUGGCGGUACAAACCCAUUGAACAGCUGUUGGGAUUUACACCAUCUUAAGUUAAGAGACACUGGUGCCUUUGGCUAAUAAAUCAGCCAAAUAUAAGGAGGAAGGAGAUAAUUCUAUUUCCAUUAAUAAAUUAUUUUGCUUUUUGUAUGGGUCUAUUCUAUAUCUGAUGUGUUAACUGUUAGAUACUAAAUGUGAGAUUUACUAUUGUAUGAGCAAGGUGUACUUUUUUUUUUAGCAACUUAUCCCCGUUAUAUUUGACCAACAUACAAAAAGCUGCUUAUCUUAUAUAAUAAUAACUAAACAAAUCAAAGUUUUGUAAUAGAUUGUUAAUACUUUUUGAGCUGGUUUAAGCUAAGUGCUGCCAGUCCAAUCUUCUCUAAGCUUGAGACAAAAAAAAAUCUUUGGAAACACAAUGAUUCCAUUGAAGUGAAGCAUUGUUUUUCCACCUGGCUGCACUGUAACUCAUAAAUCUGAAAACCUGGUGCCUGUUCAGUCCAUCCUCCUUCUCUCUGUGGAUCCUCAGCCCUCGGAGAAAACAAAGAAAAGCUUGUAAAUAAAGUCAAAAACUUCCACAUUU
Scophthalmus maximus (turbot) is the source of this 1026-nucleotide messenger RNA. RefSeq names its product anaphase promoting complex subunit 16 (gene anapc16). Gene Ontology annotation, cellular component: anaphase-promoting complex; kinetochore; cytosol. The record is from RefSeq and is a predicted model, not a curated record. The transcript is spliced from 4 exons. Lineage: Eukaryota; Metazoa; Chordata; Actinopteri; Pleuronectiformes; Scophthalmidae. Gene Ontology annotation, biological process: protein ubiquitination. Bases 140 to 499 code for a protein of 119 amino acids.